Molecule: messenger RNA, 2680 nt
Organism: Brassica rapa (field mustard)
Lineage: Eukaryota; Viridiplantae; Streptophyta; Magnoliopsida; Brassicales; Brassicaceae
Source: RefSeq, a predicted model, not a curated record
AAAACCAGAGCGAAGUCCUGUAGAGAAUUCCUGGAGACCGAAAGCUCUAGAUGUCAAGACCUUCUCUCGCGUGAUCUCUCUCUUCUCUCUCUCCCCGCACCAUCACUUCUCUCUCCUCGCUGCGAGCCCGAGUCGCAUGUCCUCUCUUCCGGUCGCCGUUGGUGAGCAGACACUGAGCCCAAGUGGUUAUUGUUGUUCUUACAUGCCCCUUGUUCCCUUAUCUCAGAUCUGUUCAGAUGUACUUUCAGGUUGAUAGAUCAUAACGGAUGCUAGGAUGGUAGCUGGAUGAAUCAUGUUGCAUAAGAACGUCCAUAUUGUUAAAGGACCAAAUGGACUGACUUGUGUUGAUGCGAUUGAUUGGUUGUUUGUAUGGAUUGAUUGAAUGAAUGGUUGCUACGUUUUCUUGAUUGAUGGUAUAAUGAGAUAAGUUGUUAAAAAAUAGUUAACGAGUAGGUUAAUAGAUAACUUGUUAUCUGAACUUGAUAGAUGAAUACUAAGAAUAUGCGUACCAUAUGCAAGUUGAAUUGAGUGUGACACAGAGAACGGGUGCUGUCUGGAAAUAAAAGAAUGUGAUUAAAGAAAGAAAAUGAGAAAGAAAAUGAAUUCGUAAGACACCGAGCACGGUGAGGUCUUGACAGGAAACGCAGUCUGCAGCGGUAGCGCGGUAGAAUUAGCGACGCCAGUUAUAAGAUCGAGUCACACCGAAUCUUGCUGGGAAGUGAUCAGCCUACACAGGGUGGACCGCAUCCUGCUUUGGAUGGUGAGCAUAUAGGGAGCAUGAUCACAUAGGUAUCGUGUGAUGGGGGAUCCGUAUUUGACCCCUUGAGCGUGCGGUAGGUUCUAGAGUUCUAGGUUGUUUGGAGUCGUAAUUAUAUAACUAUAUGUGUGGUGAUGACUGAGUUCAUUACAUUGUUUGAUUGCACUGAAAUGUUGAUUGUUAGUGGUUACUCAAUACUCAUUUUGAAUUGUGCAGUACAGAGGUUCAUGCAGGGAAGUUGGUCUAACACACGGGAUCUUUGGGACCAGUAACAAAACACGGGAAAUGUCAGGUGUUUUAUGUUUAUAUAUGUGUCCUUAACCCCCGUUCUGUAACCCUGGGUUAAUGUUGGGAGGAGGCGGGUGUUACAGGGUGUAUGUUGCAUACAUUAAUAUUUCAGUUCUGAAUUAUUAUGUAAGGUAAAAUGAGAGAAAAUUAUAUACCUUAAAUAUUAGCAAACCUGAUUACUCUGAUUGCUCAGUUUCGUAAGUAAAGGCAAAGAAGAUUCUUCUAAAAAAAAGAUAAAGAUACGUUGAAGCCAAUAUAAUAAGUUUGUCAUCACAGUUAUCUGCAAAUUCAGGAGAGGCUGCUAACUGUGAGUCAAAAGUGACAACAAGAAUGCAUAUGCACUUAGGUAAGAACCAACUAUGCAUUUGCCUAAAUAAAUCACUAAUUACCAAAUUUAGGAAAUAAAUUGCAACUACCGAUCAACCCCAUCACACAAUCUCAACCCUUUAAUAAUCUCGCCGCCUUCUCUAAUUCCUAAAUAUUAUCUUCCAGUCACGUCCUCCCAAUCAAUUGGCUCUCUUCUCUCCUCUUCUCUUUUCCCUUAUUGUUUGUCUAGAUUCUUCGUCUGCCACCAACCCGCCGCCGUAUGAUCUCUUUGGUGGUGGCGAUUACACCAUAUAUUUGUUAGUUUUAUUGUUAUGGGCUGCAAUGGCUCAAGGCUAGGAGGUGCGGCAGCUGCGAGAACAGAUGAGGGCGGCGUUGUACCACUUCCCGCGGGAAUACGUCCGCUUCUCCGGCGAAGAUUAGAGGAGAUGAAGAAACGGAGCCAUGCAAGCGUCUUGAAAGGAAACCAGACGUUGUCCAAGAAGGAGCUUCUAAGGCACGGCUCCUCUGAGGUCGACGACGGAGAAGAGAUGGAGGAGAAACACGACAGCUUGAAGUUGUCGGCUAAGGUUGCUCCUGUGCCUGAUCAUCACGUGGAAGAGAAGAAAGAGGUUAUUUAUGAAAAGAUUUCGUCGAGAGAUGGUGUUAAAGAAGUGAAGAAAGAGGAGGAAAUUGUGAAGAAACAAGAUGAAGACAAUCAUCAUCAUGGUGUCGUUGAUGAUGUAGCCAUGAAUGUUAACAAAGAGGGAGAUAAUGGUUCUAACCAUAAUGAGCAUGACAAGGUCAUCAAUGAUAAGAAGGAUGAAGAUGAUAGUGUUGAUCAUGAUGAAGGGAGGAUGAGCAACUUUGAUGAGAGGAUGAUAUGUCCUGGAUCUCCAAGCUUUAGGGUUUAUUGCAUCGAUGUUACUUCUGAUGAUGAUGAAGAAGAAGAAAAAGAUGCUGAAGACACGAGAAAGUCGAUGGAAUCCGAAAGCGUCCUCAUAGAAUCAAAAGAGGAUGAAAGCAUCGUUAAAAAGGAGAAAAGAGAAAGAAAAGGAAAGAGAUUCGGAAUAGCAUUGCCAAGGAAGUAUUUGGCUAAUGUGACUGCAGGAUGCAUGGGCAACCACACUCAUGCUCGUCUGAUGCAAGAGAAAUCGAGCCAGUGAUCUAAAUAUGUUUGCCAUCUUUGAAUUGAUUUGGUCAAGGAAGAACGGUGUGUUGUACGUACGGACGAUGCAUAAUCAAAAGACACCCCAUCAUGUAAUCUGUUAAUUAGACCUUUGAUUUAUUUUGAGGGACUCUUGUUUCAGAAUUAGUACAAUCUCUUCUUCA